This is a messenger RNA of Bursaphelenchus xylophilus (pine wood nematode), 370 nucleotides long. The record is from the annotation of a GenBank genome assembly. Lineage: Eukaryota; Metazoa; Nematoda; Chromadorea; Rhabditida; Aphelenchoididae.
AUGAGUUCCAAUAUCUUCGAGUGGUGCAACUGUUGCUGGCCAAGUCGAAAAGAGAAACCUACCGUAAGUUAUGCACUUUUCGGAAUUAUUUUUUUGCCAGACCUCAGCCGUAGAUAGAGCUACAGUAUACUUCAAAGAGCCCGUGGUCGUCACACCUCACUAUCCGCGAGAGGAACUCGAUGUUGAGAAAGUGCCCGAGAUUGUUAUCACAUCACCCCGAAGUAACUACGACCCGGACGAAUUUUAUACCGCUAGGACAAGCAGAUCAGUGGAACGGUACAGGUUUAAAAAUAUGCAAAGCCUGAUCAAAGAAAUCCGAGUGGAAAUUUUAACCGAGUUGGAUGAGACGGCAGAAAAGAACAAGCCAUGA